This is a messenger RNA of Drosophila subobscura, 1921 nucleotides long. RefSeq lists its product as uncharacterized. The record is from RefSeq and is a predicted model, not a curated record. Bases 29 to 1870 code for a protein of 613 amino acids. NCBI's taxonomy places the organism in Eukaryota, Metazoa, Arthropoda, Insecta, Diptera, Drosophilidae. The transcript is spliced from 8 exons.
AUACACGUGAUGAAUCCUAAAUUGGGAUAUGUUGUGUGAAGACGGAACUGAGCUAGAGCCAACCGUUUGUCGCUGCCGUAACUGCGUUCUACGCAAACCUGAAGACCUUCCCUGGCCGGAGGCACUAGAACAAGAGGCACAGGCACAGGCGGAACAGCAACAGGCACGAACAAAGCGGAACAAAGCACAGAAGAAGGCACAACUACAGCAGGCUCAGGCACAGCAGGCACAACCACAGCAGGAGCAGGAGACACCAACGAAAAUGGAUAGACGCAACGUGAAAAACAUGACGAAAAGAGACUCCGUCCGGACCAUUGACUCGUUGCACAGCAAUGCCACCAUGCUGGAGGCUGACCGCCAAUAUGAUCUCCGUAAUAAUUCCUCAACUGUGUCGGCGAAUGCGUCGGUAAUUGAGGAGGCAGCUGCCGCCCAAAGGCAGCAGCAGCCACAGCAGCCCACCAUUCUGCUGAUUGUGGUCAACAAACCGCCCGAACAACAGCUCUAUCCUCCACCAGGAGCCGGUUACGGUGCAGGUCCAUCGAGGGGACCCCCCAAUUACUAUAAUUCACCGCCGGGACCUGAACGAAGAGGAUUUGGACCUGGACGUGGACCACCUGGAUAUGGACCUGGGCGAGGACCACCUGGAUACGGAGCUGGACGAGGAGGGCCUGGCUAUGAGCCUGGUCCAAACUAUGGCCAGUAUCCUGGAUAUGGACCUGGUCCAAAUUAUGCCCAGGAUCGUCGUCGCAACGACGCUCGGUCGUAUCCGCAGUGGAGAAGAGACCCGCGGGAUGCCAGAGAGUCAUUCCAAAGCGAAGGCCGUUACCGACAACCUCCAUCAUCACAAGGCUGGCGUGGGGAACCUCCUCCUCAAGGAGGAAAAUAUAAUGGCGCUCCUCAACGGUCAAAUGAAGGCGAGCAGGAAGGAAACGAUAGAGAUCGAUCCAAGUGUCACUGCGAACCGAACGAUGGUAGAAGUAGAGGAAAGGCCGGCAAUGAAGAGAACCCAGGAAAUUAUAGAAACCAGAACAAGAAACAAUGUAUGUGUGUAAGUGAAGACGAGAGAUAUAUGCAAAGUAAUCCACCACGUCACAGGAACUGCCACUGCGGGGAAGUCGUCCAGGCAGGAAGUGCCGGAAAACUGCGUGAAAUGAAGCAGGAAAAUGAACGCAGUGAUCCGCGAAAUAUACCCAGCGGUAUGCGAUAUGAACCCAGCGGUACGCGAAGUGAACCCAGCGGUACGCGAAGUGAUCAUAGACGCGCAACCAAAUAUACAGACGAAUCAACGCCAGAGUCCUUGGCUAUGUCAGCGCCUGCCGAGAAUCCAAGUCUACCGUUCAGCAAGGAAACGACCUGCUCCCACCAGAAGGAGGAGGUGAUCAUACCCGGCAAGAAGACCUAUCGCUAUGUCACAGUGCCAGUUUGUAUCACCCAUGGCAAUGCCAAGUCCUGUGUGUGCUGCGACUGCGAGGCAGAUGACGAUGAUGAUGAGGACGAGGACGAGUACGACAGGGAGAGGCGCAAAUGUGAUUGCAAUCCCCAGGGUCAUUGCAGCUGCAUGGAUGGUCAAGGCGGCAGUCAGAUGCACAAUGAGCUGCUGUGCGAGUGCGACAUGACCAAUCUGGAGCGAACGCUGCAGCAUCUCAUCCCCAAUACGGACUGUAUGUGCUACUUCAAGGCGAAGAAGAAGCGACGCAAGAGGAAGCCUGUGCCAAUUGUUCGAUACGAUCGCUUUGCCAACCCCCCCUUUGUACUGAAUCCGAGGCCGCGCUGCCUUGAGUAUAGCUGCAACACGUGCUGCUGUCCGGUGGGCAGGAGCUGCUACUCUUGCGACUAUAGUCAUCCCUGGUGUCGUCCACGUUGUUGGUGAUGCUCUGGUAGAUUCCACAAUCAUCAAAUAAACCCAGUCAAAGGCCAAACA